Molecule: messenger RNA, 1572 nt
Organism: Terrapene triunguis (Three-toed box turtle)
Lineage: Eukaryota; Metazoa; Chordata; Testudines; Emydidae
Product: interferon-induced very large GTPase 1-like
Exons: 1
Source: RefSeq, a predicted model, not a curated record
CGGCACGAACUGGAGAGCUAUCUGCUCUGCAAGUCUGAAGAGACCAUUCGUAUCCAGAAAGGUCGGAGCAAGAUAGACCAUCUGCAGGCCGGGUACAUGAAAGUCAUUGAAGGGAAGGUGGACGGGCUCUUGCAGGACUGCAGGGAGAGGGAGAUGGAGCUAAAGGUCAAGGAACUGGAAAGGGAGUUUGCCAAGAUGUGGAAGGAAACCUUAGCGGAGCUGCCGCUGGAGCGCUUACCCCUACGCCAAAUUGAUAAAGACAUCCACUACCAGCUGUGCAAGGACCUGGGGAACAGAGGGAGUUUGGUCAAGCAGAUGCUCUAUAAAGCCCAGAACUUGCUCACCUAUCAAAGCAAACCCUUCCGCAUGAAGAAGGAGUAUCUGGACUUGGCUUGGUACAAAGCGGCUAUGGAGUUUAUAACGCAGCAGUGUAAGCAUGAAUUGGAAGAGUUCACAAAGUCCCUGGUGGAGGAGUGUAGGAGGUGCAUUGGGCAGAAGGUCCACUCCCAGGGGGAUUAUGACCAGACCUACUGCAGGGAAUUGCUGUGGAUGAUCAACGAGAGGCUCCAGGAGAACGUCGUUGGGAAGAUGUGCACCAGUGCUUCCUUUGAAGUCGAUUUAAAACUUCACAUCCUGGGGGAGGCAGCCAGCACUUUCCAGAAAAUGCACGAAGACUUUCUCAAGAAGAACGACCCUCAGCGUCGCCUGGAGGAGCUGAGACCUCAGUAUUUCUCCACCUUCAGAGACCUUUACUAUGAGAAGGAUGCCUGCCAGAAGAGAGCUUUUGAUUUCUGUGACCGGUGCCUGAGACCCGCCCUGUGGGCAUAUAUGAAGAAAAGACUCGGGAUUGAGAUAGUGGACGACUUUCUCAGCAGUGGAGAGUCCAUCGAGUAUGGCAGCCGGAGCUUCUUCCAGUUCACCGUGCAGAAGAAGCUGCUGGAGGAGAUGGACUUCAAUAACUAUGUGAAAUACGUCAGUAACUAUGAAGUGUUUGUCAAAUCCUGGAUCCAGACACGCCUGUUUGAUCACUACAGAGAGACGGGGGGCUUGAAGGAGCUAGAGAGAAUGGUUCUAGCCACAAUAAUGAAGAAAAUCCGGGACACUCUGGAGAGUUGUGAGUGCCAAGACACCCCCACCAUCUUUGAGUUCUUGGACCAUUUUUGCCAAGCGAUGUGCAAGGAGCUGGUCAUCUCCAAGGACAGUUUGGAGGUGAUCAUCUUCAAGAACACAGCCAAUGUCGGGCAGUUCUCAGUCGACAUCCAGACCUUCCUUCCCCAGGUGGAAGAUGGCAUCCUCUCAGAGUGGGAAGAGCUGAGCGGGGAAAUGGUCUUCACACAGCUCCAGUUCAAGCCCCAGGAUGAGAUCUUCAAGCGCGUGUUUGGCUGUGGGAAGCAGUGUCCAUUCUGUAAAGUCCCCUGUGAAGCAGGAGGCAGUGACCACAAGGAGCAUUUUGCAUCAGUGCAUCGGCCUCAAGGUCUGGGGAGAUACAGGGAUGAGACAAGCAAGAGACUUAUAUAUUCUUUAUGCUCCUCUGACGUGGUUUCUUCAAUGGUAUUUAGAAAUCUGCACACA